Messenger RNA from Brienomyrus brachyistius, 2699 nucleotides. RefSeq names its product AN1-type zinc finger protein 3-like. The coding region runs from base 260 to 946 and encodes 228 amino acids. Gene Ontology annotation, molecular function: zinc ion binding; DNA binding. Lineage: Eukaryota; Metazoa; Chordata; Actinopteri; Osteoglossiformes; Mormyridae. The transcript is spliced from 6 exons. The record is from RefSeq and is a predicted model, not a curated record.
UCUCUUGGCACAGCCCCAUUCCAGCUGAUCUGCCCUGCUUCCCGGUGCACAUACGCGGAAUCGUUCGUGGUCGUGUUAACACCGAAUUCCUUUUCAUUCCGAGCCUGACGGCUUCUGUACUCAUCUGGGACAACGAGAACAUUUGAUGGCCUUCGGGUUUCUGGACCUCGGACAGUCUUUGUGAAGCGUAAUUUCCAACGCCCGGUUUUGGCUUGAGUCCCAUAACGGAUAGGCCGCUUCUUCGUCCUCGGUUUAAACUAUGGGGGACACGGGCAGUGAGCGCAGCAAGCCGCCCAGUUUACCGCCCCGAUGUCCCUGUGGAUUCUGGGGCUCCAGCAAGACAAGGAACCUCUGCUCCAAAUGCUUUGCAAACAUACAGAAGAAGCAGCCGGAUGAGGACUGUGCUCCAGGACCUAGCUCCAGCUCUGGCAGCAGUCAUUCCUCAGCCUUUAGCAAGGACAUCAGCAGCAGUAGCAUCAGUAGCCAUUCGCUUCCAUCAGACCCCAUCAAGUUAGAGCAGAUGACGGCAGAAGACAAAGGAACCGUAUUAAUGCCCGUACAGGAGAAGGCUUCCAGCACAGACACAGGCUCGGGUACGCUGCUGUCAGCCUCCAAACGGCCCCACGACUCGGACACUGGGCCAGAAGAGGAGGCGACGGCGGCGAAGAGGGCGAGGCCCAGUGAGGAAGGUGCGUCCCACGGCGGGCAGAAGCAGAGGAGCCGGCGGCGAUGCCACUGCUGCCAGAGCAAACUGGAGCUGGUGCAGCAGGAGCUGGGCCUGUGCCGCUGUGGUAACGUCUUCUGCAUGCUGCACCGUCUACCCGAGCAGCAUGACUGCCGUUUCGACCACCUGGGCCGCGGUCGCCAGGAGGCCGUGCUUAAGAUGGUAAAGCUGGAUCGCAAGGUGGGCCGGUCAUGCCAGCGCAUCGGGGAGGAGUGUUCCUGAGUGGAGCAGAGACAGAGAAAUAAAGGGGGAAAAGGAGGAGCAGGAGCUCCUGAUCCACUUUGACUGGGCCGUGACCCAGCUCUGUAUGCCUCUUAACUCCUAAACUACCCCCACCCUCCUUCGCUCCCAAGCAGAUGCAGCAUAGAACACCUGUAGCCUGAGAUGUGCCCUCCAAUCGGGUCACACGGUUUACGUGGGGCCCCCCUGACUGGACCCGGCAUCUGAUCUCACUCAGCCUUAACUUCAGCAUGGACCCCGUGAAGGAGCCGACCCUACAUCCUACUGCUUUUUCUCCAUGGAGUGAAAAGUGACAAACUUCAAAAAAAUAACUGCAGAUGCAAACUUUCUUGAGGUGGAGGAACGGGGAACAGAAUGCAUGCUUGUUUGUGGCCCUAAGUGGGAAUCGACCCCAUGCCUCUGAAGCUGGCUGAUAGCACACACCCCCCAAGUCGUCCUGUAUGCACCUGACAUGGAAUGGUGCCUGGAAGUCCUCCUGUUCUGUCGGACGGGUUGGGGUCAUCACCUUCCCAGGGUGUCAUUCUGGAUGUAUCACUGGUGCACUUUGUCACAGCGUCUGGCAGUCAGUCGGCACCCAGCUUCCGAAAGUGAGCUAGACCCUCGACACUCUGUCCUGACUCAUUCUAUGGAUGGGUUGGACUGUUACAUCAUUGAAGGCAAGGCUCUUGGAGUCAAAGGGCAUUUUCUCCUUGGUCUCCCCAUUAAAGUCUCUCUCUCUCUCUCGUUCUCUCUCUCGUUCUCUCUCUCUCUCUCUCUCUCUCUCUCUCUCUGCCGAUGAGUAAUGGACUUGACGCCACAUAAUGGGAAUGUGGUACACGUGUAUAGAUGAACAUCAGCCUGCUUUCUGACUGCCUUCUAGAAUGGCCUUGUUGUACAGGUGGAUGUUGGCGAGUGAUCGGGGGCUGGUCACACAGGGAGUAUGAGAGUGCAGCACAUGGUACCACAGACCUGGUUGAUGUGCUGACGAACUCCACCAGAACCAGCGUAUGCAAGACAUUAACAGCCUUUUAUUCAUUUGGAAUGUGUGCUCUAAACUGCAUUUGUCAAGAGUGGGUGACUUUCUCCUUCCUCAUUUACCGGUUUUAGUCCGGUUGUCAUUUGAAAAUGAAGUAUAUUUGACAGUGGCUGCUGUUUUACCAUUAUAUUCAGAAAGUGAUCUAUUUUGAUGCUGGAUGCUGGCGAGGGGGUUGGUGGUGAAUCACAGUAAGUAGUAAGGAUGCGGAUUUCAGUCGGAAAUAUAUUUGAAGCAGUUCAUUUAAGCUGCAGGAUAAAGGCUUGGGUUGAAGACCAACAGACCAGCGGCUUGCCAGGAAGCUGGCAGGAGUUGGACGCCCCCCUGUCCUGAAAUGCCUCGCUCACGCCACCCUGCCUUACUUGGUCUCCUGUCCUCUUUGGCUCCUGUUCCCCAUGAGGAGUGAGUGCUGCCCUUUUAGCUCUGACCUCUUCUCCCCGUCCGGUCGGGGUCCGGCACUGACUUAGGAGGGGCUGGAGAAGGAUUUUCAGCUUUUUUUUUUUUGUCAGAGCUAUACUCACAACACAGAAAGACCUUAUUGUCACCCAGCAUCUUAAAUGAUAACUCUUAUUUAACACUGUUGUUUAAUUACUUGUUUUAUUUUUGUUUCAGAUUUACAGUAGCAUUUUGGUUAAAAUUGUGAACUAAAACUGUUCUGGAACUUUCUUUGCCUUUUGCCCCUUUUUUUUUGCUUAAAAAGGUAAAUAAACUGGAUUGAAAGUU